AUGGAGAAAGGAAAUACUCCAUUGCAUCAAGCUGCCUCUUAUGGCCAACUACCUAUUGUUCGUCUACUCUUGGCUCGAGGUGCAGACCGAAGAUCGGUCAAUACGCUCGGCAAAACGCCGCUGCAUUUGGCAGCCGAGUUGGGUGAUCUUGAGAUGGUACAAACUCUGAGUAAUGACAGAUCUGUUAUCAAUAUGCAAGACAAAUCUGGAUCGACGGCACUACACUUAGCUGCAAUGGCUGGCCAUCAUGGAGUGGUUCAAAUCUUACUGGACGGUGGUGCGGAUAUAGAAGCUAGAAUCUGA
Messenger RNA from Penicillium digitatum Pd1, 303 nucleotides. RefSeq names its product ankyrin repeat domain-containing protein. Gene Ontology annotation, molecular function: protein binding. The record is from RefSeq and is a predicted model, not a curated record. NCBI's taxonomy places the organism in Eukaryota, Fungi, Ascomycota, Eurotiomycetes, Eurotiales, Aspergillaceae.